This is a messenger RNA of Helicoverpa armigera (cotton bollworm), 1280 nucleotides long. It is a transcript of the gene PGAP5, whose product is annotated as metallophosphoesterase 1. Gene Ontology annotation, molecular function: hydrolase activity. Gene Ontology annotation, biological process: GPI anchor biosynthetic process. Lineage: Eukaryota; Metazoa; Arthropoda; Insecta; Lepidoptera; Noctuidae. The transcript is spliced from 7 exons. The record is from RefSeq and is a predicted model, not a curated record. The coding region runs from base 110 to 1207 and encodes 365 amino acids.
CAAAACAACAGUACAUUUUCAAACUUAUCUGUAGUGUGCUUGUCUGUUGAUAAGAUAAAAUAAUAAAUAGUUUGACUAUUAUAAUUUAAGAUCAUGGUUUGGCACCACCAUGCGCCGAGCUACACAGAAACUGUUGAUAUUUAUUUUAGGUGUAUUAUUCACAACCAUUUAUUGUGAAUUUCUUAUAUACUAUGUUGUGGCUAUCCAGUGUUCAUGGCCUUCUAUACAACAACCGUACAAUGAUGAACAGUUGCUAAAAGCAUUCAUUUUAGCUGACACACAUCUACUAGGCCCCCGGAAAGGUCACUGGCUUGACAAAUGGAGACGAGAGUGGCAAAUGCAUCAGGCAUUUCAAGCGAUCAUGAUGAUACAUAAGCCAGAUGUGGUGUUUGUUUUAGGAGAUCUUUUCGAUGAAGGGGAAUGGAGUAGUGACGAACAGUUCAAGAAUUAUGUAGACCGCUUCCACAAAUUAUUCCCUGUGCCUGAUGAUAGUUUGAUGCAUGUUGUUGCUGGAAACCAUGACAUAGGCUUUCAUAACUUCAUAAGAAGGGGAUCAGCUCGAAGAUUUACAAAAUUACUCAACUCCUCAUCAGUUCAGUUUUUAAGUUUGAAGGAAAAUCAUUUUGUUCUCAUUAACUCUAUGGCGAUGGAAGGCGAUUCCUGCGAACUUUGUACCAAGGCUAGAAACGACAUAAAUAAAGUGGCAGGAAUUCUGAAAUGUUCAGAGAAUUCAAACUUCUGUUAUGAUGGCAUACGGAAAGUUAACUAUAGCAGACCAAUCCUCAUGCAGCAUUUUCCCCUGUACAGGGUUUCGGAUGCAGUUUGUACUGAGCCAGAUGCGCCGCCAUUGCCUGAACGAAAUAAACCAUUUCGGUUAAAAAUUGAUGCUCUAUCUAAAGAAGCAUCAACUUUUCUAGCUUCGAAAAUUAAGCCUAAAGUAGUGUUCGGCGGUCAUACUCAUCAUGGUUGCCUGCAGCAUCAUGUCUAUAAAAGUCCAGAAACAUUGGAAUUUUACGAAUAUUCAGUGCCUUCAUUCUCCUGGAGAAAUCGGCCUGAUCCUAAGUACAUGUUGGUGACACUAACACCAAGUGAUUAUGCAGUACAUAAGUGUGGGUUACCUAAAGAAACCACAAUAGCAGUAACUGCUAUUAUAAUGUUGUUUGUGGUCAUAUGGUUGACCAUGCGACGUAGACUUAUAGGAAAAUAAGGUGCCAAGCAAUAUAAAAGACAUUGUAAAUUAAUCUCAUGAUUAUAUUUGACAAUAAAUAUUUUUGACAAGA